Messenger RNA from Truncatella angustata, 2454 nucleotides. RefSeq lists its product as uncharacterized. The transcript has 3 exons. NCBI's taxonomy places the organism in Eukaryota, Fungi, Ascomycota, Sordariomycetes, Amphisphaeriales, Sporocadaceae. Gene Ontology annotation, cellular component: membrane. The coding region runs from base 1 to 2454 and encodes 817 amino acids. The record is from RefSeq and is a predicted model, not a curated record.
AUGUCGCAACCGCAAGACCAUUUGCAGCCGUCUUACAACGACCUGGAGCGACCCAACCCAGAGCGUUCUGCGAGUCGAUGGCGCCAUCAAGAGUCGAGCGCCUUCGCUCGUGCCGCCGGUCAAGCUAGAGAUCCUCAAGCUGCAGGCACCAACACGCAAGAUCUGACCGACUUUCUCAACUCGACACGAGUCGAACCUGAACGACCCGCCACGAACGGAACAGGCAACUUUCAGCCGAUUGUGAUCAAUGGAGAUGCAGAUGUUGAGCAACCCGCGCCGCUCGACGAUGGGAAGGAAGUCAUCUGUGGUCCUCUUAUAAACUACCGUCGCAUGGAAGGUCAAACCUGGCACGGAAGUGUGCUUAUUGUCACCAAAGGAGGAGGCAAGACACAGAAGUUUCAACCCGUGUUGGAUAUCGGGCGCGUCGAGGUGGCCCAUGAACAACAGGGUCUCAUCGGAGAGGGCUCCGGUGCCAGCGGGGCUACCAAUGGCAACGGCGCUGUCACCAGCAAACAUGGCACCGAGGUCCAAGGAAAGUGUCUAUACUCGGAUCUCCGUAACACGUUCUGGCAGUUUUCAAUCGCCUGUGACAUGCUCGACGUGGAGACCAAGUGGGCAUACUCCAUCUCUGAUGUGCGCUACAAGAGCCACACGAAGCCCCAUACAAGCUACUUCUUCGUUCCUGCCACGACGGAGUCAAUGCGCAUCAUGUUCCACUCCUGUAACGGUUUUAGUGUCGGAACAGAUGAGGAUGCUUGGAGUGGCCCAGCGCUCUGGAAUGACGUUCUGCGCCGGCACUCUGAAGCCCCCUUCCACGUCAUGAUCGGGGGUGGUGAUCAAAUCUACAACGACGGCAUCCGAGUUAACGGUCCUCUGCGCCCAUGGAGCGAUAUCAGUAAUCCUAAGAAGAGGAGAGAGACUCCGUUCCCCGGCACGCUGAGAGAUGAAUGCGACGAGUACUAUCUUCAGAACUAUAUCCGAUGGUACUCGACCGAACCAUUUGCUACGGCCAAUGGGCAAAUACCGCAGCUCAACAUCUGGGACGACCACGACAUCAUCGAUGGCUUUGGAUCUUAUGUCCAUGAAUUCAUGAUGUGCGAUGUCUUCCGUGGCAUCGGUGGCACAGCCCAUAAAUAUUACAUGCUCUUCCAGCACCACCUGGCACCCCCUGCCUCUACAUACACAACCGAUGCGCCGGAAACCAUGGAGGCAGGGACUGGAGUAGAUGAAGCUCAGCUCCAGCAUACGUUUGUUGCACAGCCGAACCUCCCAUCUGAACCGGGGUACAUUGUGGGACAAAGGCCUGGUCCAUAUGUCGCGGAGCACUCCAUGAACAUGUUCUCGAAGCUAGGUGCGCGCAUAGCUUUCUUGGGGAUUGAUGCUCGUACAGAGCGUACUCGCCAUCAGGUGAAUUACCCGGAGACCUAUGACCUGAUCUUUCAAAGGCUCGGGGAUGAACUCCGUGCGGCGCAGCAGUCAGGCAACCCUUACAGGCACUUGAUCUUACUGCUUGGUAUUCCUAUUGCCUACCCUCGGUUGACCUGGCUUGAGAACGUUUUCGCUAGCCCGCUUAUAGCACCCAUCAAGUUCUUGAACCGACGAUUUGGCUUUGGUGGUGGCGUCUUCAACAAGUUCGAUGGAAGCGUUGACUUGCUCGACGAUCUAGAUGACCACUACACGGCGAGAACACACAAGAAGGAGCGCAAUGCGUUCGUCGAGCGGCUCCAGAUGGUUUGCUCUGACUUCUCCAUCAGAAUCACUAUCUUGGGUGGCGAUGUCCAUCUUGCAGCUCUGGGGCGGUUUUACUCCAACCCGGAAUUGCACAUUCCCACAGAGCAUGAUCAUCGUUACAUGGUCAACGUAGUCUCAUCGGCAAUUGUUAACAAACCACCUCCGGCUGCGAUCGCAAAUCUUUUAGCAAAGCGCAACAAGAUUCACCAUCUGAACGCCGACACUGAUGAAACACUGAUGACCUUGUUCGACAAAGACCCAGGUGAUUCAAACAAGACUUUGAACUCGAACCACGUCACUAUGCCUAGCCGGAACUAUGCCAUACUGACGGAAAACUCGCCUAACAACCACUUUACCUCCACCAACGGUAACGCUGGGGAGGCAUCACAAUUCAAAGGCAAGGAUGGGCACUCCUUCCUGCACUCGGGCGAGCUGAAUGCAGGCACGAAGCACAAGGCCUCCUCGAUUUCUACGCACGGCAAGAACAACGAUGGGUCUCUAGACUGCUGCAUUCGUGUUGAGAUCGAUCAGCAUAACCGUGAGGGGCACACGGAGCCUUAUGGUCUGACAAUCCCUGUACUCAACUAUCAGCCAGAUGUGUACGGAACAAGGAAACACCAUUUACAUCUUCCGGGCCACGGUUCAAGACCCGGCACCGCGGCAAGCAAGGCCACGAAGAAAAAUAGACCGGCCACUGGCACGGCAUCGACUGAAGGCCAUUAG